GUGCGGCCCACUUCUCAAAAAUGGUUGCGCACAUCUGCUCUUCAUUGUCGACCAGCCUACUAGAAAUAGCAGCCAAAUUUCUCUCAAGCUGCACUCAACCAUUUUGGUUUGUCUUAGGGCUAAACACCAACAACAAUUAACAAAGAUUAGACUAUUACCAUAUAAAUACAACAUCAUGACCUGGGAAAAGCUGGAUACAUUAGUUUACUAUCUUCAAUACAAGAGAUUGUUAUAAAGAAAGACAACCAUGGUGAGUUUACACAAGUUAAAAGUUACCACUUAGCAUGCCCGAUGCCGAUUCAGCAUUUUUCGGCUGUCCAUCCUCAAGUAAUUUGCAAAUGGCACAAGAGCAACAGUUUCAUUCUCCCCCGUCGGCAUUCGUCUCAAUGGUUACAACAAUGGGCCAGACGAAGCAAUCUACGCUCCAGGUUAAGAAAGAUUGGAAUUGUCUUGGGUGGAGUUAUGAUGUGUGGGUCAGCAGUUUACCUCGAAGUUAAGAUGUUAGAUGAAAACCUGCCCUCCUUCAAUAACAUCUCUAAUAUGGAUCGUAGAUCUGAAUCAAAAGUUUCUCAAAGUUUCUCUCGUAUCGCUGACCUAAACACUGGCCCAGUAAAAGUAAAACCAAGAAGUGAUAAGCUAGCUGCUAUUCUACCCUGGCUUAUGUCGCAGAGCAAUGACCACUGGAAUCUUCUGAAACUGGCACAAUCAGAGAGUCGCCUUGCUCGAAUUGUUGGAGUCAAGAGACUUGUUCAAAAGACUUGGGAAGACUAUGAAUACCGAGAGAUACGGCAAGCAGCUGACUACCGAACUUUCAUUGGUCUUGCACGCUCAGAAGAUGCUGAUAUGCGGUUUUUCAGAAAGCCUCCUCAGAUUACUGAUACAAAGCGGGAACUUUUAACAGAAUUACGAGAAUUGCUAUCAAGUCUUCCUGUGACAGAAGAUCCAUGUGUUGGAUACUUCACUUCUGCAGGUCUUCAAAAAAAGGAAUCUAGAGAUUUAGGGAGAUUGUUCUGGAAUCUAGAAAAUGCUGACAGUGUUGAAGAUAUCAAUAAAGAUAAUGCUGCUAACUCAGAGUUGAGCAUCUUAGAAAGUCUUCUGGAGGCCAUAUUGAGACAGUCAGUGAUUGGAAAUAAUACAGUGGAAAUAGUACACAAAGGUGGACUGGCUCUUUUACGAAGAUCUCUGUUGAGUUACCCGGACAACGUCCAUCUGCAGCAACUCUGUGCCCGUAUCCUUGGUAACCUUGCCUUACUGCCAGAAACCCAUGAACAUAUUGUCCAAAGUGGGUGGGUGAGUAUCCUUGUGAAAUGGUUGAAAUCUGUGGAUAUAGAUGUUUGCCUCAACACAGCACGUGCCUUAGCCAACAUGGACAUUGACAGUGCCUCAGCCAUGUACCAUGAUGGUAUUUAUGUCCUCCAUCCUAUAUACAGAUCCAAGGAACCCAUAUAUGCAGAUGUUGUGUUUGUUCAUGGUUUACUUGGAGGUCCAUUUAAAACGUGGCGACAAGGAGGUUCUGACCAGAAAAAUAUUGCCGAAGUGGAAGAGUCAAUAUCUCAAGGUCUCUAUACUCGAUGCUGGCCAAAGAGCUGGUUACCUCAAGAUUGCCCACAUAUUCGGAUUCUUACAGUCGAAUAUGAUACCUAUCUCAGUGAACUAUCAGCCAUAUGUCCAUUCGACAGGGAAAAGCGGUCAUUAUUCGUUCGAGCCAAGAUAAUUCUUCAAAAGUUGCGCAAAGCUGGAAUUGGUGAGCGACCCAUUAUCUGGAUCGGACACUCUAUGGGGGGUAAGUUGAACCCAACCUUUUCUGUCACUCAACUCUUUUUUAGUUCUUUUCUGAUUUUUAUUUUUGUUUAUUUUUUUCUUUUCUGACCUUGAAUUAGAGAA
Molecule: messenger RNA, 1884 nt
Organism: Octopus bimaculoides (California two-spot octopus)
Lineage: Eukaryota; Metazoa; Mollusca; Cephalopoda; Octopoda; Octopodidae
Product: protein SERAC1
Molecular function (GO): hydrolase activity, acting on ester bonds
Source: RefSeq, a predicted model, not a curated record